Momordica charantia (bitter melon) is the source of this 1034-nucleotide messenger RNA. RefSeq names its product RNA-binding (RRM/RBD/RNP motifs) family protein (gene Y14). The record is from RefSeq and is a predicted model, not a curated record. Gene Ontology annotation, cellular component: cytoplasm; nucleus. NCBI's taxonomy places the organism in Eukaryota, Viridiplantae, Streptophyta, Magnoliopsida, Cucurbitales, Cucurbitaceae. Gene Ontology annotation, biological process: RNA processing. Gene Ontology annotation, molecular function: mRNA binding.
GAGAAAAAGGGGAAAAAAGAAAAAAAAAUCUAAAAAAAAAAGAGAGAAAUUGGGUUAGCGGCAAACCAGAAACCCUCGUUCCGAUCCCCAAAAACCCCACCUUCCCAAUCUUCUUCUCCUCCUUCUCCUUCCCAUUUCUUCCGCAGAACCCACGAGGAGCUCUGAGAGACGGCGGCGAGCCAUGGCAAGCGCUGAUGUUGAGGCUGUGGACUUUGAGCCCGAGGAAGAUGAUCUCAUGGACGAGGACGGAGCCGCCGAAGCCGACGCCUCCCCACGAGCUCCUUUUCCUAAGCUCAAAUCCGCCAUCACCGGCGGCGCCUCGUCCUCUCUCGCCGGUCCCAAGAAGACCAAGGGUCGUGGCUUCCGAGACGAAUCCGAUCGCAACACCCGUCUCGCCGGGUCCGACUUUGAUUCCCUCAAGUCUGCUGAUGGCCCCGGCCCCCAACGAUCUAUUGAAGGAUGGAUCAUUCUGGUGACUGGUGUACAUGAAGAGGCACAGGAGGAUGAUCUACAAAAUGCAUUUGGUGAGUUUGGGGAGAUAAAGAAUUUGCAUCUAAAUCUUGAUCGUCGUACUGGGUUUGUCAAGGGUUAUGCAUUGAUCGAAUACGAGAGCUUUGAGGAAGCAGAGAGAGCCAUAUCUGCCAUGGAUGGAUCUGAACUUCUGACCCAAAUUAUCAAUGUCGAUUGGGCAUUCAGCCAUGGACCCAUCAGAAGAAAGAACACAAGACCUACUCGGGAACGACGUUCAAGGAGCCCGAGGAGGAGAUAUUGAUUUUGAGGUGUAGAAGUCCUCCCAUGUGUGUUGUCUUUGGAUUUUAUUUGGGAGCGUGUUUCCUUUUGGAUUGGAUUAGGAGAUGUUUCUACUGAGCUUACUCAAUUGUCGGACGUUGAUUUGGAUUGAUGAAUUGUAUGUAACUUAGAGACCUGAGGUUUAUGCUGUUCUUUCUUUUUCAUUUUUGGAUUUCUUGAGGUUUAUGCCUUUUGUGUUGUCACCUGCUAUUAUUAUAUAUAUUUUUUUGUUCCAAAUUUGGUUA